This is a messenger RNA of Sphaerodactylus townsendi, 9665 nucleotides long. Its product is annotated as protein EOLA1-like. Bases 317 to 784 code for a protein of 155 amino acids. The transcript is spliced from 3 exons. The record is from RefSeq and is a predicted model, not a curated record. Lineage: Eukaryota; Metazoa; Chordata; Lepidosauria; Squamata; Sphaerodactylidae.
ACAAGAGGCGAUGAAUUAGGCAGUCGGGGCGGGCCGCCGUUUCUCGCUAGCUGUGAAAAGGGGCGGGGCAGAAGGUGUCCUUCGGAACUCACUGCCACCACUACAUCGUGGCAAGGCUUUCCGAAGAAGUCAUCGGGUCGCAGCUCCUGCCUUAUAUUUGUCGUGCUCGGCAAAACUUGUGUGAAAAAUCCAAAGGGAUGAGAAAGCGACGUGCCUGCCGAUACAAUUCGACUUUAAUUGAAUGACUCACGGGAAAUCCUAGGGAGUCCUAGAUGUCAUGAGAGGCGUAUAGAGAAGAGCAUGACACUGAAGAAAAAUGAAGUUUGCCUGUCUUUCCUUCCGACAACCGUAUGCUGGUUUCGUGUUAAAUAAAGUCAAAACAGUGGAGACCCGUUGGCGCCCAUUGCUGGCUGAGUACAAGUCUUGCACCCUUGCUAUCCACAUUGCUUUUAAAGACUGGGAUGACAUCACCUGGAAAGAUAUCCUCGGCAACAGGCUUGGCAUGACAUCGCUUCAGAUUGAAGAAUUGCUAUAUGAAGGUGAAAAGUUUGGCAGAGGUAUUAUAGCUGGGCUAAUUGACAUUGGAGAAACAUCACAAUGUCCAGAAAACUUAUCUCCUGAAGAUCUCUUGGAUUUGGAAAAUAAAGCCAUACUCUUGGGCUUGGAGCAGAAAUAUUUGACAGCUAUUUCAAAUCCGAGGUGGCUGUUAGAACCGAUUCCUACCAGAGGGCGCAAAGGUGUCUGGCAAGUGGAAAUUCCAGAUGAAUUGAUUCCUUCCAUGUAAUGCAACUGAAGAUGUUGAGCCGGCAGCAGCUUGACUCUAUGGUGCCAACUUAGAUGCUGCCCUUCAUUGUUGCUGAUCCUUACACAUGGAUAUCUGGAUUAGGGUUAUGAGGUGAAGACCCUGAAACAGGUGGUUAAAAAGGGGAGGGGAUCACUUUUGAUGCUACGGACAUAAUGCAGUGGUAGUGACCAUUCGCAUAUGUGCAAUUUGAUUAAGCUUCUCAUUACUGGAUAAGUGUGAAUAAUUGUAUGCCUUUAAUGUAUGGCAUAACUAGGGGUGUUUUAUUAAUCAGAUGAGUAAACUAACUGAUACUCAGUUGAUCCUUUUUUUCCUUUCUAGGGUUUGUCACUGUUCCUGCUAGGUGUUCAGGCCAGCAAUAGGUAAUUAUUCCCAGCUAGACACAUUUCUUGUCACGAUCCCAAGAACAUAGUAUUCAUAUACUAUGAAAAUUGCUAAGCGCUUGGCUCAAGUUCCUUUGGGCCCAAAUCUCAUUGUUAGACUGGGUCAGCUUCUUUUCUGGCAGCUGUUCUGUGCCUUCAAAAGAAAAGUGGUAGGAAGAAAUUUAGCAGCUUCUGUUUUCCCUGCUGUAACUUACCUGUACUUGUAUUCCUGCCAGCCAUGCAAUGAAUACUACAGAGAUUCUGUCAAGGAGGACAACAACUCUGUUCAAGGGUCAUCUCAAAAGAUUCAUAGCAAGAAGUAGGAAGUCAAUCCUAAACUAUUCUUGUAAAAGGAGAAACUGUCCUUCCAGUCAGUGCUUCUUUGGGUGCCUUGCCCACCUGAAUUAUUGGUUCACCCCAUCCAAGGAUGUUUUUUGAAAAGUCUUUUUAAUUUGCAGCACGGCAGUUGUUUAAAUAAUGAGCAUUUUGUUAACUAGAAAAUUUUCCAUGAGGAAACAUCAGUGGCACUUGGUAUCCCACUUUUCCAAAGAGGUAGUUCUCCAACACCAAUUCAGUUGGCCUACCCAGUUCUGUUAUUCUGAUGCUUAAUUGAUCAUGAAAAAAAAUCUCACUUGUGAAAAUAAGCAGAGUGCUUAAAACAGAAAGAUAUAAUAUAAGGUAUUUGGUAUACAGAGAUCAAAACAGCAUCUAAAGGACAAUUUGACUAGGCAAAAAAACCACCCUUCUCAUUCAAGUUACACAUUUCUGAUAUUUCAGACACUAACAUACAUAAGACAUUUACACAUGAGCUUUGCAGGAAGGCUCUAGACAUUUGAGUUAGUUGUCAGGAAACUGCUGGUUUUCUACUCAUUUAUCUGAAUAGUCACCUGCAUGAAUGUCUGACUAGGUUUUGGCUUCAGAAGCGGACAUCUUAGGAAAUGCAGUGACCUCAGAUGGUCCUUCAUCAAUCAUGCUUAUGUGCUCCUUCUCAAAUGUGGAAUUUCCUCUGAAUCUCUUGGCAAAUUUAUUUCAGUGCACCACAACUUUGCCAACCUGUUUUGUCUCACUCCAUAUACAAUAAUUGGCACAAAACAUUAAUGGGGAUAUUCACAGACCCUUCUAAACUUUGGUCCCAAAAUCUGUGGGAGUAAUUUUGGAAUACUGUUUUUCUACAUUGAAAUAUUUCCGAUUUAAAACAGCAAGUUAAGCACAACUAAAAGAACACCUUCAUUUGCAAGGUUAUGCUGUUAUGUUCCUUGGUUCAUUUCAGCUGAUCAGAACUGGACAUUCCUGAAACAAACAAAACUGGACAUUCCCGCUGCUCAGGCUCAACAUAAAGUGAUCCUUUGCGAAAAGUGACUUACUCUUUCCUGUUUCUGUGCAGACUAAAGAUUGCUAUCCUACAUGUGUCAGGGACCAACAGAACAACUUUCUCUUAUCAAACAAUUAGUAGCUGUUACUGAAGCUGCAUUACUACAUAACUUUUAUUUCAUAUUAUUGUAAUUUCAAAUUAGUUAUAAGUAUAAUUUGAAUAAUUCAGUAGGCAGUAUAUUAUUGUACUCGGUUCUGCAAUAAAAUGUACUAAAUGUUAAAAUAGUAUAUGGCUGAAGGUAGGCUAAUUGUAAUCACUAACUUUUAUUUCAAACACACUUCUUCAUACAUACAGCUGUCAGAUUAUCUGGAUGUCUGACAAAUACACAACAAUCUGCAAAAGUAUUUUGAGAAAUGAACAUACAGGGUAGAUAUUAUUGCAUCACAAUAUGAUCCAUCUUGGUAAAUCUACUUUAGAAUCCUAUGCAGAAUUACUUUACUUCUAGUCCCUUUGAUUUCAAGGAAUUUAAAGUGAAGUAACUCUGUACAGGAUUACACUGUUAGUGUCUCAUGGAGCACAAGCUCAUAAUCUGUGGUAAACAAGGAGCAAAUCACCAUUGCCAGUUAGCUGUGUGACAUAAUUACUAAGAUAAGUGCUAGGAUUAAGAAACUAUGAUUUGAGAUGGAUCAAAAAGCCACUUUAAGCACUGGCUCAAAGUUGCCUGCCCAAACUGACCUUAAUGUGACAAGUGCAUUGGUUGGAUUACACUGGUAUCUGUCUUGCAGCCAAAGGAGGGGGGGGGGGCACAAAUCCACCAGUGGGAGAGUUUCAGGGCCAUGCUGGUGGAUUUGCCCUGGUGGAGGGGUGAACUGCGGGCAGGCAGCUGCUGCAGCUCUCCCUAAUUUUAACUUGUAUUUCUCAUGUUUACAGUAUUGAAGAAAAUAAGUUACUUUAUCCAUCCAUGAUGAAAGAAAUACAAAAGUUAACCUAGAUAAGAAAGAAGUUUAUUCUUUGGUCACUCUGGAUUUCCCUAUCUCUCCUGCAGAAGGGUGGGAUUUUGGAAGUUACCACUUUCUUUAUCGAUGGUAGCCAGUGUAUUCUGUCACUUUGGGUCCUACUCCUUUGGAAGCGGACGCAGUAUUUGAAGUACAGUUACAGUUAGGACAGUGGUGGUAUGCAGGGGUUCGGUGAUGAUGGGAAGAUCGUGACAUGGAAAUGGCAGAAGCAGCUGCUAUCAUAGGCAUAGAGAACCAUGGGUUACAAAAUGGAAGCAAACUGGCCCAAUGAGCUUGCAUGGCUGAUAAGUCUGGAUACAUGGUUGGGAAGGCUGGCAGCCCCAUCAUUGGUGCAAAGGGGCUGUUGGGGACAGGUGGUAUAACAUGAUACAAAGAAGUAGCAGAUGUGGUGGUGGUGGAGUCUAUUUCGUGCGUGUUGACUCGAGCAUGGUUGGUGUGCUGGGGUAGAUGGAAAGGAGCCAGCUGGUUUAUUUUGUUAUCACUGUCUUCAGGUGAGGCCUGUUCAGACGGCCUCAGGGGGGUUGGAGAGGAAGUUGUAUAUCCACUUCUCAUCCGGGCUGCUAUUCCAGCAAGUCCCUUGCUUGCGGUAGGUUUCGGGUGUCCAGAUUUGUGCAUUUUAUCCUUUGGGGAAGCUGCAAGGAAGCUGUUCUCCCUAGAAUCAUUUCCCAGUGCAGUUUGACCAUCUGGGCUUCUUGAUCUGCUCCUCAGGCAGCUUUCACUGUAGUCCGGUUCUAAUGAAAAAGCAACUGGUGGGAUACUUUUUAUUCCAACUCUUCUUUUGCACCUUGCAAGUAAGUGAGGACAACCCCUCUUAAAAUUGGGGUUAUGAUAGAACUGUAACUAGAAAAAAAUCCAGAGGAAUAAAUUAGGCUUCAGAAGACAAAAUAGCCAAGUGAGGCAUACAAACCUGCAGGUCUCUAUAGAUAUCUUGAAUUUCCUGUCCUGUCUUCCAGUCAAAGGCCCUCUACAGUGGGAUCUUGUUUCAAAACAUGCAUAUUAACCUGGGCAUUUCUCUAGCCUUUUAAUUCUGCACUGAAGCAGUAAAUGUAAAUUAGGAUAUAGCACCUUUCUAUAUCCUUUCACCUUACCUAACAAAAUCUAAGCAAAGGUUAUAGAUUUCUGUUUGUCUCUUAACUAUCCAUAUCUAAGGGGACUGCACUUACUUGCUGACAAAGGAACCAGGAUUUUCUGGAAGCAAAAUCUUGUAGUUUCUGGAAAGUGGUAACAUGUUUCACCAUCAGAGGAAACAUUAAAAAUUGAUGGUAUUUAUAUGGGAAUGUUAAUAUAAUCUGAAUAACAGACAUAUUAUAUAACCUAUUGUGUCUUCUGUGAAAUGUUUAAUUUCAGAAGUCACUUUUGUAUACAGAAAGAAGGCUUUAGUGUAAUGGGCAUAAUACUGUCAAUGUUCAGCACUUUCAAGCGUGUGCUUAUACCUCCGCCACUGAAGUCAAUGGGGUAUACAGAUACUUUGGCUGGAGUGGGCUGAGUCUCUUUGAUCAAGCAGUAUAGAUUUGGUGUUAAGAGACUGCAAUAUAUUUGAAUUAGCUUGAUGUAUAAUGUUAAUCCUGUUUAUUUUAAGGAUCAUUUAAUAUAACUAAAAUUUUAAUCAAUUUUUACAAAAAAACCCGAUUUUACAAAAAAUCACCCUAGUAGUCUUAUAAGAUACACUAGCAUAAUAUUAUUUUAUCUACUUUACCAUAACUUAUGAUGUAACCUGCUGUUUUGUGCAAGAUCUGCUUUAGUGAACACAGUACUAAGCUUAUCUUAUCUAGUAGUAAUAUGUUAUGCCCUUCAUUUGCCAUUAAACUUAGUAAGGUUAGAAAAAAUUAUAUGGGUACUUAUGAUCCUUUUAUAUAAAUAAUAUAUGCGUAUUUUCCUUUGGGAUACAUACACCCACACACAUUUAAAUAUUUGUGCUUCUUUUUUUACCAAGGGAAAUGCAAGGAGGUUUGCAAUAAGUAGAAGGAAACAGUACAAAAUAUAUUAACCAUAAACAGUAAAAUAAAGCAAAAACCACCAGAGAGGAUGGAAUAACAAUAAUAAAACUUAUAGCACAAUGCAGAUGGGGGAGGGGCACUCCAUGGCGGCUGGAGACUACACAGUGAAAUGCUGCAACACCUCCAAUGUUACUCCAGGCAGCACAGCAAGCAGUGGGGCAAAAAAUCCCUGCUGCCACUCAGAACACUCCAUAGGAAAUGACUUAUGCCAUGCAGUGUAAGUUAUCAGCUGCACCAGAGGCCCGAUGGAAGUCUAGUAAGGUUGGCUCCACCCUGAUGAAUGCCCCGAGCUUGCCCCCAGCUAUGCCAGCAUCUAUGUUUCCGGCUGGCACAGCUCUGGGGCCAAAGGCUGUUUCUGGGUCAGGAACUGCAGUUCCAUGGCGCAAACCUGUCUCCCUGUUUACCCUCCCCACUGGCCACUUACGCUGGUAGGGUGGGCAAAUGUAUUCCCACAGCCCUUUGCACUUUCCCCCACAUCUGGUUUGGGCUGCCCAGCUCCAAAGGCUUAAGCCUUUGUAAGUAGAACACACUUUUGGCAAACUCAUUAGGCAAAUAUCCUUCAGGAGGGAGUUCCAGAAAUGGGUCACAAUCACAAAGAAGGGCAUACAUCUAACUUCUAAAUGCAGGGGCAUAAGAAGUAGGCCUCUAAUAACAGUAUCAACUGACAAGUAAAUUAAUAUGGAAAAAGAUGGUACUUCAAAUAUCGACCUUCAAUACAGACUUUGAUAAGCAUUAGCUUAUUCACUAUUCUACAAGAGAAUUACUUAUCUGCAACUUUUCAUCAUCCUCGUCAACUCUAUCCUGACUGCCUUUAUGAAACAUUUUCUCUCCUCUCCCUCUUUUCUUUUUGUGGCUGUGUGCAAGUUUGGCAUUUUUGGAGAAAAAUUAAAGCUACUCCCCUAACUGAAAGAAUUACCCAAUAAUCUCAAGAGGAGAUCGACUGUAUAUUACUGGAUACAAAGAAAAACAAGACAAAGAACUAUAUGCUAAGUAGCAAAAUGUUAAAAAAAUGUUAGAAUGAAAAGGGGUACUAUUUGUGCUCGUGUACAUGUAAACUGCAGUUUGUAAUCAGCACGUAUAGUAUAAAUGGAAGUGUAGUAUUCUAGCAUGAAGAAAAGACUCCUCAAAUUACAAGAUGUUUUGUUUUUAUGGUUUGGAAUUAACAUUGAACUGCUGCCAUAUUGACUUUGGCUCAGUGGCUUGCCUCCUUUAAACAAGCUUGCAAGAAUUAAGACACAUACAGAGUGAACAGUGUCCCAUUGAUCAGGGAAACAACUGCCGAUAAGAAUGUCUUAUUAAUCACUUGUUCUAGGUUAUUAACCAAUCAGACACUCUCAUCCUAAAUGAAUUUGUCUCAUUCAUAUUUCAGUUAACUCUACAUUGUAUGUGAAUUUAUUUCAGAAUUUGUUUUGGUGCAGCUAGCUGGUACUUGCUCACCAUGAGUAAUACACAGAAUUGUCAUUAGUAUUAUGUGUUAACAUACUGAAGGCCAAUAGCAUCUUAAAGACCAACAUUUUCCAGGGUAUAAACUUCUGUGAGUCAUAGCACACUUUGUCUGAUACCAUAAUAUACUUAGAAUUUUGCAAUUAAGAACAGUCUCUCUUGGCUUGAAACCUAAUUUGGUCAUGUCUCUCAUUAUCUGUUCUAUUCUGCAAUAAGACCAAUCUGCACAGUAAAAACAAUGGAAAUGAUGAAUUUCAAGAAAUCUUUACACAUAAUGCUGACAUCUCACCUUGCUAAAUGCAUAAGCUGCUUUUUCUUCUGCUAAAAAUUCAACAAGAGAGGCAGAUCUUUGAAAACUCUGUCUCAUUUUGCUAAAUCCAUAGAGGUUUAGCUGACGAAUGAAACUUUUCAUGCAGUCCGUUUCGAAGAUACGAAGUUGUCCUUUCCUUUCCAAGACCUCUUUUUUGAAAAGUUCUUCAUCAAUCACGACACAAUUCCCAUCAUCAUCCCACCACAGGGAUUUAAACUGAUCACUUUCAACAAUUUUCCAGAGUUUCUUUGGGAAGGUGAGGGAUAGGAAAUCAUUGUCUUCAAGAGAACCAUCAUCGCCGAGAGCAAGCCGGGGUCUUUUUGCCCAGGGUCCAUCAUUUAAAGCUUGAAAAGCAUUUUCUUCUAUCAUGGAUCGCAAGGCAGAGUCACCUGCUGCUGUUUUGUUAUGCAAGGAUGAAACUGAGAUUGCAGAAUGAACCAUUUCAUCUUCAGCUGAAAUAUGUUGAUUCUGUGCAGCAGCAAGGUCCAUGUCCAAGUUUCUCCUCUCACUCUGACAACUUUUUUCAGCUGCCAUUUUUGCUAAUAGUCAAAACAUGUUUGUAAGGCAGCAGUAGGCCUGUUAAAAUGAUGCUGCCUUGUGGGAGCUUCAAUAAGGAGUUCUAGAGCAUCACAAUGAGACUAUCUUGUGUGGGUGUGACAUCACAACACGAACUCUGGUUUCCUAGCAAACGAGAGCAUAAUGACAAAACAACUGGACGUUUGUUACUUCAUUGCUGAAUAAGAGAAAUUAGGACUGACACAUUUGAUUAAGGAUUCACUGCAAUAAUCACAUAUACCAGUUGCAAAAAUUUUGCAUGUUGAAUCCAGGCAAGUUACACUAACAAGUUUUUGUUGUUGUUAACUAGAAUCCUCUGCUAUACUUGAAUAACCAUACUAUUAUAUUUUGUAAUUCAUUAAGAAAAACACGAAUCUGAGGAAAACAUUAUCCGUUGCAUUAAUAUUGGAGUGUAUAAAAACUUGUCUGCAAUAACCCCACAAGCAGGCAAAGGUCUUUCAGAUUAGUCUCCACUCUGUACUCUCACAAUACCAAGACCUCUUGGCCCUUCACGAAAGAGAAAGGAAAGCAACCUUUGGAUUUAGAGCUUUCCCACCCUAUUAUUUAGCUUCAGCUUUAAAGUGCAAGAUGCAAAACACUACCUGAACUCCCUCCUUAACAUAAAUACCCUCAUUAUUCCUAAUACCCUUCGUUACUCCAUAACAUCCUGCAUACGCUAAGGGCUAAAUACCUUGUACACUUUGUAUGGUAAAUAUAUAACUAUCUUUGUUUGAUUUUAAACCAAUUGUUAGAGAGCAAUUUUCACCCUGCCUCAUUUAUAAAGAGAAAGUAGUUUCUCACCCACACUCUUGAUACUGAUUUCCUAACUGAUCAUAAGCAAAUUCCCAGUAUGGGAAAUAAACUGGGAGCACUAUAUAAAUUGUUUGGGGUCUCAUGGCAACUACCAGGAAGCUAUGGGGGGUGGGGCAGGGUUGAAUCCAGGCAAGACCCAGGUAUUGCUGCUAGGAAAGUCUGAGACCACGGAGUUGGGUAAUAUUUCUCCUUGCCUGCAUAAAUUUGUUGCGAAUCUAUCGACUCUUCUACCAGCAAUACCUCUAUCUUGUCUGGAUUCAACUUGAUAAUUACUUAUUUGCUAUUACUUGUUUGCAACUUGUAAGUCACUUAUUUGUCAGCACUUGGCAAGACAGCCUCUUUUCUGAUCCAGACGUUAUCAACUCAUCUUGCAGACAGCUAACCUUGCUGUGUUGAUUCAUCCUAAUGUCAUAUCUAGGUCAGACUCCUGCCAUAUACUGUGUGUGGGGCUUCCCUUGAAGAUAACUCAGACACUAAGCUUAUUAAAAACUCAGUCUCCAUUUAUUAAUGGGUAAGAACAUUUGGGAGUAGGGCGGUAUAUAAGAUUAAUAAUUAAAAUAAAUAAAUAAAAUACCACUUCUGGACAUUUUCUCUGGUGUCCUAUUUUCUUCCAGGUUCAUGUCAAGGGAUAGUGCACAAAUAUAAAAAUUUAUGACCUGGAAUCCACAUUUCUGAAGAACCAUCUCUUCCACAAGUUUGCAUGGCAGCUAUAUUUUGUAGACCAAAACUUGUUAAUGGUCUUUUCCUUCAAAGUGGCACAACCGGGCACAUCCCAACUCCUAUGCAUUUUCCGCAGUUGCUGAACAACUGUGCAACAAUCUCCUCCUUGAGGGUCUCAUAAUUACUGGCUUUAAAAACAGUACUUUAAAAAAAAAUCACAGUGAAUUUGUAUGAAGUUUCUGUGAAACAUUUAGCACUUGAGUUGUUGUGAUGGAAAUAGUGAUUUGAUGUUUAAGAAAGAUGCUUUUAAUUGAUUUUUUUGCCACUUUGGGCUUUAAUAAAGAAAGGUGAGUAGUAUAUAUUUAUUCAUUGAAAGUAAACAAAUUUUGAACCUA